This is a messenger RNA of Entamoeba invadens IP1, 426 nucleotides long. RefSeq lists its product as hypothetical. The transcript is spliced from 2 exons. Lineage: Eukaryota; Evosea; Mastigamoebida; Endamoebidae. The record is from RefSeq and is a predicted model, not a curated record. Bases 1 to 426 code for a protein of 141 amino acids.
AUGAAUAGUUUCCUUCUAUUGUUAGUAGUUAGUGCGUUCAGUCAGACAUAUGAGUGUUAUAAUUUAACAUAUGGAUUCUAUUGUUAUGAUAAAAGUAUUUUUAUGCAUUGUAGAGGUGAAAAUGCAAAGGCAGUUUGGUUGAAGUGCAGAGGAGGAACUGUUUGUAAAUGUGGGAGAACUACUUAUAACCCAUGUGUGUUUGAUUACAAUGACGUGGACGAUUGUGAAGGGAAGCCUGGGAGCUACUUGAAUGAAAAAUCGUUAACUCCGCCUGAAAUAAUCGAGGAAGAGUCUUCAAAUACUAAUAAGCCAACAACUCAGUCCACUGAGAAGAAACCAAGUGCUGCUUUCUCGUAUUUGUUGUAUCUCAGCGUUUUAUUAAGAACUAUUAAUAGAUACCAAUACGUCAAAGUGAAUGAUAAUUAA